Patella vulgata (common limpet) is the source of this 2121-nucleotide messenger RNA. Its product is annotated as AAC-rich mRNA clone AAC11 protein. The transcript is spliced from 4 exons. The record is from RefSeq and is a predicted model, not a curated record. NCBI's taxonomy places the organism in Eukaryota, Metazoa, Mollusca, Gastropoda, Patellidae. The coding region runs from base 112 to 1329 and encodes 405 amino acids.
GGUUUUCUAUGUUUUGGUGGUAAUGGCGGUGGUGGAUUAGGUGGUUUGUCAGAGAAAGAAUAUGUUGAUGAUAGUGAACUGAAGUAUAAUCAAAGUUCUGGUGUUUAUACAAUGGCGGACGGUACAAUGUUUAUACCAGUUCAACCUUUACAUAAGGGGGCCACACAGAAAAGAGCAGGUGAUCGCCAGUAUGAAGAGGAAGAAAGUCGUGGAUUGUUUUCUUGUUGUGGUGAACGAAGGUUUCGAAGAAGACCCUCGGCCGAUAUGGUUUAUGAUGAGGCGGAAGGAGUGUAUACCUUAAAGGAUGGAACCAUGUACACACCAAUAAAACCCGAGAAAACAAAUGAUCCCGAGAAAAGCGUAAUAUGGCGGAAUGCUCCUGAUGUCGACAGUAAGAAUUGGUUUAUUCACCACGGGGGAUAUGCAGGUGAAAUUAAAGGCCCUAAAUCUAGAAAAUAUGAUCCAAGAGAUGUAGAGAAGUUUGGCAAAGAGGACUUCAAAAGUGAUAAACAGAAUGGCCAUUGGUUCCUUGGAAAUCCAGACAAAUCAAACAACAACCGUAACCUAGUAACUACAAGUCUUAGAGAAAGUCACCAAAAACCAACAACUGUAUAUGUCGUUGACGAGGAUCCCAGACUUAAAGAACACGUCCCAUCACCAAGACCCAAAUCACCUGUUACACCAAAAGCCAUUGUUGUACAAAGUCCGCCACAAAACGUAGAACCACAGCCAAGGGCGGCCCCGGGGGUUAUAGUCGUCCACGGCAAGAACACGGACAAGGAUAAAAACAACGCCAAAGAUUCAAAAGAUGAUAACCAUAAAGAUAAUUUUAUGUCCAAGGAUGACAACGAGAAGAAUAACAAGAAACAGGGGAAAUCUAAAUCGGAUACGAAGAUAGUCGUCAUCAACGUCAACCACAGGGACAAGGGGCGGUCGAAGUCAAAAAAUAACGAGAAGAACCCAAAUGACUUGUACAGUGACAAAGGCAACAACAAUGAUGACACACCAGUGGUUCAGACUAAUAAUUACGUAACCAGAAGUUUGGAUGAUAGCCAUUUGCCACUUCCCGUAUCCACUCCGUCAGACACUGGUACAAGAGAUACAUUUAGCAUGGCGGAUGUGAAUGAUUUGAUUAACUCUGGUUUGAUUAAUGAUACCGAUGGAUCCACCGAUGAAGAGGGCCCACAUAAAAUCAACCCCGAUUCCAGUUUUGUGGACGCUGUUAACAGAGAGUUGAUCCUUGAGAAAAUGAGAAAAAAGAAGAGAAAUGAUAAGGUCUGGAUUCCUCACAGUCACCCAGUUCGAAAUAGCAAACAUUUCACUAAAUAAUCUACAAUAUGACCCUUUUAAUUGUCUGCAAAAGUUCGGUCUAAAUAAACGACAAUUACAGUCAUGGCGAAUGUACUGCACUACAAAUAUGGGAAUAUAUAACUUGUAAAAUCACGUUAUAACUAUUAUUCUCACGCUUAAGAUGUUGAAAUUUUAUAUUUAUUGACUAUGGGUAUUCUAAAUAAUUUUAAUUCGGGUCAUUUUGCACAAAGCACGGUCACCAUUCUAUAUAUUCGCUACAAAUCAGGACCGGUAUUUUGGGGUUCCGUGGAAAUUACCAGAAUUUGAUUUGCGAUAUCACGCGUACACUUUUAUUACCAAAAUAUAUCAGAAUUAACAUAUUUAUAAUCGUGUGUCGGUAUCAAUAACAGUCUAAAGAAUCAUCCGAAGUCGAUCCAAAGGCAAACGUACCGUCACUGUCACCUGUACCUGACAAUGUUCUGCUGUGUAAUUUUCGUGCUUUAGGUGGUGGUGGAAAUACGUCAAUACCAGACUUUUGAAACAUAAAUCGAAAGUGGUCGAUGAUCAUAAUGAUAGCUAAGUUUCCUCAUACAAUCUUACCAGAUUCACAAGGCUACAUAGCAUUUUUUUCAAUUAUUUUCAAAGCACGGAUUUCAGAUUUUCAAAGCACGGAUAAUAAUAAAAAUAAUAAUAAUAACUAGAACUCCACGGGAAUACUGGAGGGUUUCACAACACCAAAACGUCAUGGUGAGCAGCUGUAGCAUUCUUCACGACAAUUUGUAAUCGAGGUUAAGCUCGAGAACAAGACGUGAUUGGAGUUUACGCAAAUUA